AAUGGAACCGGGCACCUUGAGGGGGCCGGGUGGGGUUGUGAUAAGGGAGGGAGAAUGACAGGAGGGUGAUAUUGAUCAAGAUGCAGUAUAUCCCUCCCCCCUUUUUUUUAAACAACUUCUUAAAGAUAAUUUUUAAAAAGGGGAAAGUUGCAGUUAAGCUUGAAGCUACUGCGACAUUAGGCUUUCACAAACAGAGCCGUGUGCUCUGGUCCCUUUUACAUAAUCCUCAUCCUGGCGUUAUUAACAGGCGUGCAGGGCAGGCAGCCACUUCCUCUCGCUGGGGCACAAAGGGGGCAUUUAAAGGUGUCCUCUGCCCGCCUGGAAUUUCCAUGGAGAAUGGGAGGACGCAGAGGCUCCAAUGCUCCAAGAGGGGGAAAAUGAAGCUUUGGAUGCUUGGCGUUUUUCUGUUUUUAUCUAAUUCUCCAGCCUGGACGAAAGAUAGGCACUACUACAUUGGAAUUGUGGAGACGACUUGGAACUAUGCCUCUGACAGCGGGGAGAGGACGCUUAUUUCGGUUGACAAAGAACAGUCUGAUAUCUAUCUUCAAAGUGGUCCAGACCGGAUCGGGAGCACAUACAAGAAGGCUCUUUACGUCCAGUACACAGAUGGACAUUUCAGGACCACUGUGGACAAGCCGAGCUGGCUGGGAUUCUUAGGCCCCAUCAUUAAGGCGGAAGUUGGAGACACAGUUUACGUACACCUAAAAAACUUUGCCUCCAGGCCUUACACAUUCCAUUCACACGGAGUAACUUACUAUAAGGAGCACGAGGGGGCCAUUUACCCUGACAACACCACCGGGACCUUACAGGCAGACGACAAAGUGCACCCAGGGGAGCAGUACACCUACGUGCUGCACACCAACAAGGAACAGAGCCCCGGGGAGGGGGAUGGGAGCUGUGUGACCAGGAUCUACCACUCCCACAUCGACGCCCCGAGAGACAUCGCCUCAGGACUCAUUGGGCCGCUGAUCCUCUGUAAAGCAGGUUCUCUUCAUAAGGAAAAGGAAAAAAACAUUGACCAAGAAUUUGUGGUCAUGUUUUCGGUGGUGGACGAGAAUCUCAGCUGGUACUUAGAAGACAACAUUAAAACCUACUGCUCAGAACCAGAGAAAGUGGACACGGACAGCGAGGAAUUCCAGGAGAGCAACAGGAUGUAUUGUAAGACUGCAGAAGACAUGUUAACACCAGAUUUUCCUGGGUCAAUUAAUGUUUCUUUCCUUGCAUGAAUUAGUACUGUGUUUCUAGACUGGGACUGAUAACAGGGCAUCCAGGGCCUCACUGUCCUUCCCUGAAUUUCUUCUUUUCCUCCUUCGUAUCUCUUUGAGUUUUAUUUC
Dipodomys ordii (Ord's kangaroo rat) is the source of this 1334-nucleotide messenger RNA. RefSeq names its product ceruloplasmin-like. The record is from RefSeq and is a predicted model, not a curated record. The coding region runs from base 81 to 1226 and encodes 381 amino acids. The transcript is spliced from 5 exons. Gene Ontology annotation, molecular function: copper ion binding; oxidoreductase activity. Gene Ontology annotation, biological process: iron ion transport. Lineage: Eukaryota; Metazoa; Chordata; Mammalia; Rodentia; Heteromyidae. Gene Ontology annotation, cellular component: plasma membrane.